This is a messenger RNA of Scleropages formosus (Asian bonytongue), 1381 nucleotides long. The record is from the annotation of a RefSeq genome assembly. NCBI's taxonomy places the organism in Eukaryota, Metazoa, Chordata, Actinopteri, Osteoglossiformes, Osteoglossidae.
AUGCUAAAAAUCCUCAUCCCCACCCUAAUACUAAUCCCAACAACAUGACUAACCCCAAAAUCAUGAGUAUGAACCACAACCACAGCCCAAAGCCUAGCUAUUGCCCUGCUAAGCCUAACCUGGCUAAAAUGAACCUCAGAAACAGGAUGAUCGACCUCAGGCCCAUAUAUAGCCACAGACCCCCUAUCAACCCCCCUCCUGGUCUUAACUUGCUGACUCCUUCCCCUCAUAAUCCUAGCCAGCCAAAACCACAUUUCCCCAGAACCUAUCAACCGACAACGAAGCUAUAUUACACUCCUAAUCCUCCUCCAAACUUUCCUCAUUAUAGCCUUUGGGGCCACCGAAAUCAUUAUAUUUUACAUUAUAUUUGAAGCCACCCUAAUCCCAACCCUUAUUAUCAUUACACGAUGAGGCAACCAAACAGAACGACUCAAUGCUGGCACCUACUUCCUGUUUUACACACUAGCCGGUUCUCUCCCCCUCCUAGUUGCUCUCCUAAUGACCCAAAAAGACAUAGGCACGCUUUCAAUACUUAUUAUUCAACACACCAAACCCACAAACCUCCUAUCCUGAGGAGAUAAAAUCUGAUGAGUAGGCUGCCUACUAGCCUUCCUAGUAAAAAUGCCCCUAUACGGCGUACACCUUUGAUUACCAAAAGCCCACGUAGAAGCCCCCAUCGCUGGUUCAAUAGUCCUAGCCGCCGUCCUCCUAAAACUUGGCGGAUACGGCAUAAUACGAAUUACGAUCAUACUAGACCCCCUAACCAAAGAAUUAGCCUACCCAUUCAUUAUUCUAGCCUUAUGAGGCAUUAUCAUAACCGGCUCUAUUUGCCUACGACAAACUGAUCUAAAAUCACUAAUUGCCUACUCAUCAGUCAGUCACAUAGGCCUUGUAGCGGGAGGUAUUCUCAUCCAAACCCCAUGAGGCUUCACAGGAGCCAUCAUCCUAAUAAUUGCUCACGGCCUAGUCUCAUCCGCACUAUUCUGUCUAGCCAACACAAACUAUGAACGAACCCACAGCCGAACCCUACUACUAACCCGAGGCUUACAAAUAAUUCUCCCACUAAUAGCCACAUGAUGAUUUAUCGCUAACCUAGCCAACCUGGCCCUCCCCCCGCUUCCCAACCUCAUGGGAGAAUUAGCAAUCAUCACCUCACUAUUUAGCUGAUCUCCCUGAACUAUUGUUUCAACAGGCCUAGGCACCUUAAUCACAGCCGGAUACUCUCUAUACAUAUUCCUAAUAACUCAACGAGGGCCCACCCCCCUGCACACAAUCUCCCUCCACCCCUCCCACACACGAGAGCACCUCCUAAUAGCCAUACACCUAAUCCCUGUCCUUCUCCUAGUCCUUAAACCCGAACUUAUAUGAGGGGUGUGCCACU